Messenger RNA from Plutella xylostella (diamondback moth), 2591 nucleotides. RefSeq lists its product as uncharacterized. Gene Ontology annotation, cellular component: nucleus. Lineage: Eukaryota; Metazoa; Arthropoda; Insecta; Lepidoptera; Plutellidae. Gene Ontology annotation, molecular function: zinc ion binding; DNA-binding transcription factor activity, RNA polymerase II-specific; RNA polymerase II cis-regulatory region sequence-specific DNA binding. Gene Ontology annotation, biological process: regulation of transcription by RNA polymerase II. The record is from RefSeq and is a predicted model, not a curated record.
UUGCGUUGCCUUGUCUUGUCUAUCUUAAUUUUUGUAAACAUAAGAAACUUGUUGAUUUUCUCUUUAAAUAAUUAACUAUGCUCAGUACAAAUGAACUAAAUAUGUGUCGAAUUUGCUUAGGGAACAAUUGUUCUAAAGAUGCCGCAACAUUGCGAUAUGACGAGCGGUAUAGCUACGCUGAAGUUAUCAUGUUUUGCUUGAAGGUCCAAAUCUGUACAGAUUCCAAAAUCACAACACAACUUUGCAUGAAAUGUUAUCGAAAAAUAAACACAUUCUACAAAUUCAAACAGUUAGCUCAGACAAGUGAUAGGUACUUGAAGGAUCUGCAAGAACAGAAAAUGUUGAAGGUAGAAGAAAUUAAAACUGAAAACGACGCUGAGGGAAUAGUUGAGCAUGCCGUGGUCAAGUUAGAAUUCUCAGAUAGUGAUAACUUAAAAGAAGAAGACCUGCAGGAUAUGGAUAGUAAUGCUCUGGACUCUGAUGAUGAGUGUUUAAUGGCAAUUAAGCAACAAAAGUUGGCAAAUGAAAAUGAACAAGAUAUGAAAGAUAGUGGUGAAGUUAAAACCAACAGAGGAAGGAGGACAAAACCUAAACUCUUGAAUAAAGAGGAAAAUAUACAAGUUUGCCAUGAGUGUGGCGAGUCUGUGAAGAACCUCUAUCAACAUUCACGUAAGCACCUCGCAGAGAGCCAGGUAUUCCCCUGCGAAUUAUGUCCUAAGGUCUUCAAUCAUUAUAACUCCAGAAAAAAGCAUAUCAGGAGGAAACAUCUUGGAAUCAAGAGGGAGUGUGACAUUUGUCAUAAAAAAGUAGUAGAUUUAUCCUCUCAUAAGCUGUUAAUGCACAAUCGUGAGGCUCUGAAGUUUGCAUGCACGAUCUGUGAUCACCGAGUGCGGUCACAGUUGGACCUGGAGACACACCUGCGGGUGCACACCAAGGAGAGGCCGUAUGAGUGCAAUCUCUGUGAUGGCAAAUACAAAACUACUGCUCAGCUGGCCUUGCAUAAACGUCAAGUUCAUGAUAAGGAGAAGAGCCACUUGUGCCAGUAUUGCUCAAAAGGCUUCUUCAAGAAAUAUCACUUACAGGAACAUUUGAGGAGCCACACCAAGGAGACCCCGUACGAGUGUCCCGAGUGCGGCAAGCGGUACCGCAACAUGCAGACUCUGGGCAGACACCAACUCACGCACCGCGGGGUCAAGCAGCACCAUUGCACGCUCUGCCCCAUGAGCUUCUAUGUAUCCGGGGCGCUGACGACGCACAUGAUAAGCCACACGAAGUCCAGAAAGCACAAGUGUAACUACUGCGAGAUGUCGUUCGGCCGCUCGGACCACCGGCGCCGCCACGAGCGCACGGCGCAUCUGCACCACCUCGCCACGGAGCCGAGGGACUCUUGACAUGAGGGGGAGAUAGAGUAGUCGGAGAGGGCACUGACCCUUGACAUGAGGGGGAGAUAGCGUAACCACUGAGUGCUUGGUCUUUGACAGUCAUGAUGGGGAGAUAGUAUAGCCAGUGAGGGGCAUGAUGGGGUGAUAGCGUAGCCACUGAGGGGAGAGACUCUUGACAUUAUGGAGAGAUAGCGUAGGCAAUGACGGGAGAGACUCUUGACAUUAUGGAGAGAUAGCGUAGGCACUGAGGGGAGAGACUCACUAUGGAGAGAUAGCGUAGGCAUUGAGGGAAGAGACUCUUGACAUGAUGGGGAGAUAGCUUAGUUAGAGAAUAAAAUGACUGUUUACUAAUGGGUGGUUUUUCAACCUACCCAUCAUUUUGUUCCCGAGUGGAUUCACGUUGACCAAUUAUUUAUUAUUAGCUAUUUUAGCUAGGAAAAUGUUAUGAAAAAAUUUAAUUUCAAAAAGUUGAUGUUAUAAAAAUGGUGAUUUUCAGUUUAUUCUGAAUGUAUUCAGUUAUGUUUGUUCGCGAUUAUCUCGCGUGUUCAGAAAAGUAUUUGUUUAAUAAUAGAUUUUUAUACUAAUUCAUAAUGCUAUGAAGUUAUUGUACAUAUAUGUAUAUGGAUUAUUAUGUAAAGUUUUAUGUUAGAGGUAUAUGGGACAAACGUUACAUAAAAUUAUUUGAAUAUUAUGUUGUAAUAAAAUUUAUAUUUAAAGUUUACAAAGCAUAUUUUUUUGGCAACUUAUGUAGGAUGUGAUGUCAUGGUAGGGAUUAGGUACGGUGUGAGUGAAUUAAUUAAAAGAUUAUUAUUAUUCUUAGCUUUUAUUUAUGUAAGAAUUAUGGAUACAAAUCACGAUUUUAUAUCAAAUAUUUUUAAAAUGUCGUGAUAGAAACAGGAAAUUGUACAAUUUUCUUAAAAGCAGUCUCGAUCGAUGUACUGGAGUACCGAUCGGCCACGCGGCUGUGGUAUAUAUAAUGGCUUAUUCUUUUAUAUAAAGUAAAAAGGCAGGCACGUUUAUCUUAAUAUCUAAAAUACAAUUGUAACAAAACUCAAUCCCCUUACAUAUAAUAUUUUAUCACAACUUGUGAUGAUGCAAUGGCUACGCGACGGGCAGCUGCCGCUCGGAAUAUCGCAAUAGUCGUUUAAAUGACUAAACGAAAUAUAAUAGCAAAACAGUAAAUAUAAAAUUAAAAAUCUCUUAACAAAA